AUGAGCUCUCAUACUAGUACUCCACAAAAGCCGCCCCCAGACUCAGAUGCUGCAACGAUUGCCACGACUGAUUCGGGAUUUGAAUCCGGGGUUAGUGGGCCAGAACAUCCCAAAGCGCCAGACCCCGGAAUACUGAUAGACGAUGAUUUAGCAUCAAUCAUAGAAGUCGAUCACGAUAGUGAUUCCGGCUACGAUGACGGCAGUAUUCGCUCCCUUACAACAUCUCUCGGCUCUUUAGAAUUCGAGCAUAUCCAUGAGCACGGCCAUCGAUACCAUGGCAGCGAUCGCGUUCUUUUACCAAAUGACGAAUCGGAACAAGAUCGUCUCGACCUUCAACAUCACAUCCUGAAAAUGUGUCUCGAUGGCGAGAUUACUGCGACAGACCUACCCCCAACCGUGCAGCGCAUCUUCGACGUGGGGACAGGCACCGGCAUUUGGGCGAUCGAGAUGGGCGAUAAAUAUACCUCUGCGCAAAUCACCGGCGUCGAUAUAUCGCCCAUCCAACCGGUCUGGGUUCCUCCAAAUGUCUCAUUUGAAAUAGAUGAUGUGACAAGACCGUGGCUUCGAACAAAAGACUCGAUAGAUUUCAUACACAUUCGAAACAUGGUCGGCAGUAUACGCGAUUGGAAGGAACUCUUCUCAGAAGCUCUUGAACAUUUGAAACCGGGCGGCCGGAUAGAGGUUACAGAUAUCAGAACGCAAUUUGAAUGUCUAGAUGACACGUUCAAGGAGAGAGGGAAAGCCUGCGAGGCGUGGAAAGAAACUUUUCAUGGGAUCGCAAAGGGAAUGGGAAUGGAUUUCGAUCCCACGCCAAAGGUGCCGGAAUGGCUCCAGGAAGUGGGAUUCGAGGACGUGCAUUUGGAAUCAAGAAUUAUACCGGUAGGGCCGUGGCCGAAGAAUAAAAAAUUGAAAGCGCUCGGGGCAUAUUAUCUGUCCCAUAUGUUAGAUGGAGGGAUGGAGAAUUAUUCUAUGAUGUUAUUUACAAAAGCCGGGUGGGAGGCAACAUCUGUUCAUGCGCUGCUUGGAAAAGUAAGGACUGAAUUGAAAGAUCCAGGAAUGCACACUUUCACUCGAGCGUGUUUUGUAACGGGGCGGAAAAGUCUUUGA
Messenger RNA from Lachnellula hyalina, 1107 nucleotides. Its product is annotated as Secondary metabolism regulator LAE1. The record is from RefSeq and is a predicted model, not a curated record. Gene Ontology annotation, molecular function: methyltransferase activity. The transcript has 4 exons. Lineage: Eukaryota; Fungi; Ascomycota; Leotiomycetes; Helotiales; Lachnaceae. Bases 1 to 1107 code for a protein of 368 amino acids.